AUGAUGCGACCAGGCACAAAAAGGCCCGACUCAAGCUGGGUCGCGGCGGCUGGUCUCAGGAAGGAUGUCAAAUUCAAGAAGCACUUGCAUUCGAAGUUCAACAAGGAGGAGGAGACCAAGAAGAUCGAGAUGAAACCCAGCAAACCGGAGUCUACGAUAAAUGAGCUGCCUGAGUCAAGUGACGAAGAGGAAUUGACCGAGCUCAGCUCUGCCGAUUUCGAGAAUGACUCCAAUCUCGAAUCGCUGGAUGAAAAACCGCACGAACCAGAACCCAAGUCUAAAGCUGAGAACGAACCCGCGACGGAUGACGAGCCGGUGAGCACCAGCGAGGAUGGGAGUACUGAUGACGACCUCGACUUCCCACGACCAAAGAAGAGAACAUUCGAGUUCUAUAAGGACAAGAAUCCCGGGCGAGCAAGCAGAGGCGGGAUGGGCGACGAAGACUCCUUCAUGAUGUGGUCUUCCCAAGGCUCCAAACGAGCAAAGUCCAACACAUACGGGUCAUCGACCUCAUUUUCUCGAACUUCCAGCUAUGUUCAAUCACCAGCCACUCCCGAUGCAAGCUCCCCUCGUACGAAAUCACGGACUCCUAAAGCGCGAGUCAAGAAGGAGGAUAAAAAGUCUACAUCCAACUCGCAGCCGGACAAUGACUUUGUAGUCACGCACGAAAUCCACAGGUCAUGUCCUAAAAUAUCGGAGUCAUCACCAGGAUCCAAGAUACCUCUCACUGUCCCCGUCAGCUCCAACCCCAUUUCAACCCUGGCCAACUCAUCGUUCAGGGAACCGCUAUCUAUGGACUUGGAUGCCGAGGAUUCACCCCUUUCGACUCUCAGUUCCCCACCAAGCUCCCCAGCAUCCCAGCCUGGAGAGCCGCUUCCAGCAUUAUGUCCCAUGUGCAAAAAAGAAGUCGACCCCGAACUACUCGAGAUUUUCCGCGCACAAUUAAAGCAACGAGUCCGUGAACAACAACAAUUCUGUAUGUCUCAUCAGCAACACACUGCUGAAAAGGAAUGGGAAUCACAAGGCUAUCCUAUCAUUGAUUGGAAUACGUUCGACCAGCGGGUACAGAAGCACUUUUCCGCAAUCGAAAAGCUUCUCGUCCCGGACUGUUCCUCGUAUUAUCGGAAUAUAUUGGAUACCGCGCUGAAGAGCGGAAAAGCGCAAAACUUUCGUCUUACUCUGGCUGGAGACGGCCUUGAGACCAUGUCUUGUGGGUAUUAUGGGACGAAAGGGUCUGGGAAAAUGUUACAACUUCUCACCGAUCGUUUUGCCGUGAAACUACGCCGUUUGGCAACGUCCGACCACAUUGUCAAGCAAGCAGGUGUCGUCGGCUAUGCCCAGUCUGUCCUGGUUCCCGAAUUGGCAGUCCGCCUAGUCAAGGAAGACAUGGAAGUCAGCGAUGAUGCUGCUCGUCAAGUUCUUCGGGAGAGUAUUUCACUGGGCGAGAAGCUUAAUCCCGCACUGGACGAUGAAGUACCGAUUCCAGAUGAUCUUGCCGAGGCAUUUGAAGACGAAGAUUGA
Messenger RNA from Penicillium brasilianum, 1521 nucleotides. Lineage: Eukaryota; Fungi; Ascomycota; Eurotiomycetes; Eurotiales; Aspergillaceae. The record is from the annotation of a GenBank genome assembly.